CGCGGCCAGGUGAGCUGGCGGCGGGAGGCGGCGGCGCGGGGCAACGCCGAGGCCCAGGGGCCGGCGGAGCCAGCCGGAACCCGCCCCCUUCGUCUCCCCCUGGCCCCCGCCCUGUUGCCAGCAUCGGUCCCUGCGGCGCGGACGCCCGGGUCGGGAGAGAAAGGUCCUGAAGAUGGCAUAGUGUAAAGGCACCUUCCAAUGAGUGGGAACAUCUUAACCUGUGGGUGCCGGCUUGGGCCAGAGGCUUCGUGUUGAGCUGAAGGAACUUGUCUGCCACUCUCCUGAAAACCUCUUUCUCUCCUAAUUCAUGAGCCAGCAGGAUGCGGUCGCUGCACUUUCAGAACGCCUUCUCAUAGCUGCGUACAAAGGCCAAGCAGAGAAUGUGGUUCAGCUCAUCAACAAGGGUGCCAAGGUAGCGGUUACCAAGCAUGGCCGGACCCCACUGCAUCUUGCUGCCAAUAAGGGCCAUCUUUCCGUGGUCCAGAUCUUGCUGAAGGCUGGCUGUGACCUCGAUGUCCAGGACGAUGGAGAUCAGACCGCCCUGCACAGGGCCGCCGUCGUGGGGAAUGCCGAGAUCAUUGCCACACUCAUCCAUGAGGGCUGUGCUUUGGACAGACAAGACAAGGACGGGAACACGGCUCUGCACGAGGCAUCCUGGCAUGGGUUCAGCCAGUCAGCCAAGCUGCUCGUUAAAGCAGGAGCCAACGUGCUUGCCAAGAAUAAGGCGGGCAACACCGCUCUGCACCUGGCCUGCCAGAACAGCCACUCCCAGAGCACGCGCAUCCUCCUGCUGGGCGGGUCCCGAGCUGACCUCAGGAACAACGCAGGCGACACCUGUUUGCACGUUGCCGCACGCUAUAAUCACUUGUCCAUCAUUAGGCUCCUCCUCAGUGCUUUCUGUUCUGUCCAUGAAAAGAACCAGGCUGGAGACACAGCACUUCAUAUUGCCGCUGCACUAAAUCACAAGAAAGUGGUUAAAAUCUUACUGGAAGCUGGAGCAGAUGGGACCAUCGUUAAUAAUGCAGGCCAGACUCCACUGGAGACUGCCCGCUACCACAAUAAUCCAGAAGUUGCUCUUCUCCUCACUAAAGCUCCCCAGGUCUUGCGCUUCAGUCGUGGGCGAAGCCUGAGAAAAAAGAGAGAGAGGAUCAAGGAAGAGAGGAGAGCCCAGUCUGUGCCAAGAGAUGAGGUGGCACAAAGCAAGGGUAGUGUCUCAGCUGGAGAUACCCCUAGCAGUGAACAGGCUGCACUCAGAAAAGAAGAGGCCAGAGAAGAUUUCCUGUCAGCCUCCCCUGAGCCCAGGGCAAAGGACAGCGGGAGGAAAAAAUCAAGGCCCAAGGUGUCAGCAUUUUCUGACCCCGUCCCGCCCACAGACCAACAGCCUGGACACCAGAAGAACUUGCAUGCUCACAGUCACCCUAAAAAGAAGGGCAGGCAUCGGUGUUCAUCUCCGCCACCUCCCCACGAGUUCAGAGCAUACCAGCUCUACACAUUGUACCGGGGCAAGGAUGGCAAAGUGAUGCAGGCACCAAUAAAUGGUUGUCGAUGUGAACCACUCAUCAAGAAGCUGGAGAAUCAGUUGGAGGCAACUGUGGAGGAGAUAAAAGCAGAGCUGGGAUCUGUUCAGGAUAAAAUGAAUGUAAAACUGGGACAUAUGGAGAAUAAGACCCAGCACCAACUGCGCGUUCUGGACAAGCUGAUGGUUGAGCGACUCUCAGCUGAGAGAACCGAGUGCCUGACUCGUCUGCAACAGCAUUCAGAUGCAGAGAAGCAGGAGGGAGAGAAACGACAGAUGUCAUUGGUGGAUGAAUUAAAAACCUGGUGCAUGUUAAAGAUUCAGAAUCUGGAGCUGAAGCUUUCUGGAGAGUCUAGGGCCUCCAGGGCUAAAUCCACACCAUCUACUUGUGAGUCUUCUACAGGUGUUGAUCAGUCAGUGGUGACUACAGGUCCAGCAGCAGCUUCAGAUAGUUCUCCUCAGGUGGUGAGGCCCAAGGAAAAGGCCCUCAACUCGAGUGCUACACCCAGACCCCCGCAGGAGCUUUCUUCCUCUGAUUGUACAGGCUCCCAGCUGAGGAAUGUCAAGGUCCAGACAGCCUUGCCACUCUUGAAUGAGGCAGCCAAAUGUGAUCAGCAGGCUGGGCCCUGUGUCGACAGAGGCACCCAGACCAAGAAGCCUGGGAAAAGUGGGCAGGCGAGGCAUCGAGCCCAGCACCCGGUACCUAGCAUCUCCUGUGGGCAGCCACCAGCAGCGGCAGGCCACGAGCACGCCACCCCUCACAUUCGAGACACCUCCCAAGCUCUGGAGCUCACCCAGUAUUUUUUUGAGGCUGUUUCUUCCCAGAUGGAAAAGUGGUAUGAAAGGAAAAUAGAAGAAGCACGAAGUCAAGCCAAUCAGAAAGCCCAGCAAGACAAAGCUACACUGAAAGAACAUAUUAAAAGUUUAGAAGAGGAACUUGCCAAACUAAGGACAAAGGUGAAGAAGGAAAAUUAGGGCCUCAGACAAUGAAUGAGGUAGGAUUCUUGAGGAUUUCAGGUUUUACAACUCAGAAUAGCUCUGCUCGAGGUGUUAACUGUACACAUAGCAGAUUUGCCUUUUUAAAAAGUCACUAAUUUCAAAAAUGUGCCAGACACAUUUCCUAUUCCCUGAUGUCAUGAAGACUCCAGCAAUUAAACUGAAACCAGGGGAAGCUAACUUAGUGUCAGGUUUCGUUACAAACUCCAGACCCUUUCCAGAUUCAUCUGAAGUUCAAAAGCUCAGGUUAAGUUAAAGGAUGGAAAGCCUAAACCCUAAAAUUCAGGAUGUAUGAAAUAAUAUGAAUUAAAAACAAGAAGAUAAAUUUAAUCCCUUGUGAAUGUAGAUCAAGUAGUCAUUCAUAUAAAUUGAAGCACACCUGCUGUGCCUAGACAAGAGUGUCCCUAAGACUAUAUCCCCAAGACCCCUAAACCCUCUCAAGUUCAAAUUCUCAAAAUGCUGACAUUCCAACCAGGUGGAAACUUACAAAUAGAUUUUGAGGAGAUUUUCGUGGUGUCACCAGAACCAAUAUAUCUUAAAAUUAUUUGAAGUAUCAAUGUAUUUAAAUAAUGAAUAAUUGGCUAAUAGCACUGGAAACAUUUGCUAAACACGAGCUUAAAUGAGAACGUUUCCAAUCACUUGAUCAUGGUUCCUGUUAUUUUGAGUCAAAAAAUUAUUGAUAAAUGUUAGUGAUUUUAGAGUGGAUUAAUUGAAAAAACAGUCACUUAAAUAAUUACUUGAAACUUCUGUAACAUAUUCAUAAUCAAAUCCAAUUAGCCUAGAGUACUUUCUGAAUUUCAGCGUAUUGGUUUAAAUUUUAUAAAGAAAUAAGGCUACCUCUUGAAAGUAUUUUCUUUUGAAUUGAGUUCUGUCACUGAAUUAUCUUAAAAGCUUGCCACUGCUUUGCAAUGAUUAUGUCAGGCUAAAUACUUUAAUAACUUGAUUUAGACCUCAUUGUCCCCAUCUUCAUGGAGCACAAAGGAUUUCACUUUGGUUCAUAAUGAAACUCAAACACAGAAACAAGUUGUGAAAGCAGCUUGAGUAUGUUGAAACUUUGGAUUUUAUUCUGUUCCAAGCUUCUUGUGCCUUGGAAUAUAGAAUUAUGUUCAUCUCUUCAGAAUUACAUGUAUGCAUAGAAACUUCAAUUAUAUUUCUAUAAACAAAUAUUAACCAGAAUCUAGUAACUGUUGUCCAUAAUUGUGAAUAGAAUGCUGUUCAUUGAGCCAAGAGAAAAUAAUUUUUCUUGAAUUGGGGAUGCCGAGAAAAACAGAAAGUAUGCUUCUAGUCCCUUUGUUUUUUGCCUAUCAAGU
Choloepus didactylus (southern two-toed sloth) is the source of this 3822-nucleotide messenger RNA. RefSeq names its product ankyrin repeat domain-containing protein 6. Bases 308 to 2491 code for a protein of 727 amino acids. Gene Ontology annotation, molecular function: protein binding. The transcript has a single exon. The record is from RefSeq and is a predicted model, not a curated record. NCBI's taxonomy places the organism in Eukaryota, Metazoa, Chordata, Mammalia, Pilosa, Megalonychidae.